Micromonas pusilla CCMP1545 is the source of this 1528-nucleotide messenger RNA. RefSeq lists its product as uncharacterized. The transcript has a single exon. Bases 73 to 1335 code for a protein of 420 amino acids. The record is from RefSeq and is a predicted model, not a curated record. Gene Ontology annotation, molecular function: protein binding. NCBI's taxonomy places the organism in Eukaryota, Viridiplantae, Chlorophyta, Mamiellophyceae, Mamiellales, Mamiellaceae.
GACGACGCCACCUCCUCCUCCUCCUCCUCCUCCGCGGCCUCGUCGCGAAGUUCUCUCUGACCCCGCGACGCGAUGUCGCCUUCGCGACCGAAGAAGCGCGCGCUUCUCGUUGGCGCCGGCGACGAGAUCGCGGGGGACGGCUCGACUUCCGCAGAUCUCGACGCGGGCUCGCGCUUGGAACGAUUCGCCGCGGACGCGCCCGACGUCUUCGCCGCGCACGUGCUCUCGCGGCUCGACAGCGGCGACCUCGCGGUGCUCGCGACGGUGAACCUAAAGAUGCGCGACGUCGUCUUCGCGUCGCCCGUCGAGCAUGACGUGAGGGACGUCGCCGCGGUGAGGAGGGAGCUCGGGAGGUUGCCAAACUUCGUCGGGUCGAGCAGCAGGCUGGCGUGGGCGAAGGAUCAGCGAGGGUGUCCGUGGAACGCGAAGACGUUCAUGUGCAUCGCGGAGGGUGGGAAUGUGGAGGUCGCGAAGUGGGCCAAGGCCCGAGGAUGCCCGUGGGACGCGUGGACUUGCGCCUGGGCCUCGAGCGGCGGCCACUUGAGGAUGCUGCAGUGGGCGCGAGCGAACGGAUGUCCGUGGGAUGAGCGGGCUUGCCACGAUGCCGCGGCUGGCGGCCAUCUGGAGGUGCUCCAGUGGGCGCGCGCGAACGGCGCUCCGUGGGACGAGCUGACUUGCAAGAAGGCUGCGCGUGGCGGCCAACUAGAGGUACUGCAGUGGGCGCGCGCGAACGGCUGUCCCUGGGACGUGAGAACUUGCAACGCAGCCGCGGAAGGCGGCCACCUGGAGGUGCUGCAGUGGGCGCGAGCGAACGAAUGCCCGUGGGACGAGUGGACUUGCGCCUAUGCCGCGGGAGAAGGUCACCUUGAGGUGCUGCAGUGGGCGCGCGCGAACGGCGCUCCGUGGGACGAGUGGACUUGCGCCUUUGCCGCGAGCGGCGGCCACCUGGAGGUGAUGCAGUGGGCGUGCGCGAACGGCUGUCCGUGGGACGAGAGGACUUGCCACGAAGCCGCGCUUGGCGGCCACCUGGAGGUGCUGAAGUGGGCGCGCGCGAACGACGCUCCGUGGGACGAGGAGACUUGCCACGAAGCCGCGGGUGGCGGCCACCUGGAGGUGCUGAAGUGGGCGCGCGUGAACGGCGCUCCGUGGGACGAGAGGACUUGCGCCGAUGCCGCGCGUGGCGGCCACCUGGAGGUGUUGCAGUGGGCGCGAGCGAACGAUGCACCGUGGGAUCCGGAGGAAUGCAAAGCUCGAGCGUGGAUCCGCAUGCACGGGGAUGUGCUGCGGUGGAUAGCUGCGGAGGUAAGAUGGAGGCCGUACCAGGGUUUAGGGUAGGAUAGCUGCGGAGGUAGGAGAGGGGGCAUAGUCGCGAGGGGGCGGCGCGCUGGACGAGUCUACUUGCGGGAUCUCGGCCGUACCGGAGCGCGAGAGACGGUGAACAGACUCGAGGCCGAGCUCUCGAGGGCGUGAACGAAGACGACACACAACAGAAGAGCACACCUGUGACGAACGAACGAACGAACGAACG